This is a messenger RNA of Cotesia congregata, 1261 nucleotides long. NCBI's taxonomy places the organism in Eukaryota, Metazoa, Arthropoda, Insecta, Hymenoptera, Braconidae. The record is from the annotation of a GenBank genome assembly.
UUAAUUACAGAACUUUGCGCGAACGCAUUCACCAACAAGACUAAUGGGUUCCGAGAACGCAUACGCGCUGAGCAAGGAGUCAGCGAAUCUGAAGUACUCCGACAUAAUUCCUAUCAAUGCUGAGGGAUAUCCAGCCACGAAGGAAUUCCUAUCGAAGGUCGUCGACAUUCUGCUGGACUACGUGAAGACGCAAAAUGAUCGCAAUUCGAAGGUCCUGGAAUUCCAUCAUCCAGCUGACCUGAUGCGAAUUCUGGACCUCGAGAUACCGGACAAUGGGCUGACGCUCCAGCAGCUUCUUAUCGAUUGCUCGACUACUCUCAAGUACCAGGUCAAAACCGGACACCCGCAUUUCUUCAACCAAUUGUCAUGCGGCCUGGACGUGGUGUCGAUGGCGGGCGAGUGGCUCACGGCGACUGCAAACACCAACAUGUUUACCUACGAGAUCGCUCCGGUGUUCAUUCUGAUGGAGCAUGUGGUCCUGCAGAAAAUGCGCGAGCUAAUCGGGUGGAAUACCGGGGAUUCUAUUCUCGCUCCGGGAGGGUCAAUUAGUAAUUUGUACGCAUUUUUGGCUGCUAGACAUAAAAUGUUCCCCCAGUACAAGGAACGCGGACUGGCUGCUGUUGGUGGUCAGCUUGUUAUGUUCACUUCUGAUCAGUGCCACUACUCAGUAAAAUCAUGCGCGUCGGUAUGUGGUUUGGGGACUGACAACUGCGUGAUGGUGCCCAGCGACGAGCGUGGCCGCAUAAUACCAUCAAAGCUGGAAGAAUUAAUCCUGGAACGCAAAGCACGAGGUCACAUUCCAUUUUUUGUGAAUGCCACUGCUGGUACAACCGUGAUUGGGGCGUUCGACCCCAUUGCUCAGAUUGCCGAUAUUUGUGAAAAAUACAAGUUAUGGCUUCAUAUUGACGGUCUUUUGAUCAGCUGUAACCAGAUGUCCGCCGAGUACUUGUUCAUGACAGACAAGCUCUACGACGUCAGGUACGACACCGGUGACAAGGUAAUCCAAUGCGGUCGUCACAACGAUAUUUUCAAGCUGUGGCUCCAAUGGCGCGCUAAGGGAACCGAGGGAUUUGAGAAACUGAUGGACAGACUGAUGGAAUUGAGCGAGUACAUGGUCAAACGCAUCAAGCAGAUGUCUGACAGGUUCUAUUUGAUUUUGGAACCCGAGCUAGUUAACGUUUGCUUUUGGUACUUGCCAACCCGGGUACGGAAUAUGCCUCAUGGCCCAGAACGGGAGAGAAUUUUGGGCGAGGUAAGAUGA